CCCUUUAAUUAUUCAUAGAGAAUCCAAUUCCUUUGGAAGCACUGUCGACGGAAAUGCACGAAAGCAAACCGCUACCAUACUCCUCUCUACAGCCUCCUACUGUCGGGAAAAUUAGGGAUUCCGUCUCUCUCUCUCUCUCUCUCUCUCUCUCUCUCUCUCGGAGGGUUCCAAUCUCAAAUGGCACCUGACCCAAACUUCGCUGAUGGACCCCAAAAUGACUCCUCCUCCUCCUCUCUUCUCUCCAUCCGAUACGAACCCGGUUCGCUUCAGUUACUCGAUCAGAGAAAACUUCCUCUUGAAACUACCUACAUGGAUAUUCGAGAUUCAACAGAUGGAUGGUGUGCAAUAAGGGAUAUGGUUGUCCGUGGGGCACCUGCAAUUGCUGUAGCUGGCGCCCUCUCUCUGGCAGUGGAAGUGUUUAACUUGGAAACUUUUAACGGGACAUCUGAAGAUGCAGCAUCCUUUGUCACAAAUAAAUUAGAAUAUCUUGUCUCAAGCCGGCCAACUGCUGUAAAUCUUUCAGAUGCUGCAACAAAACUUAAAGAAGUCGUAUCAAAGGCAGCUGCCACUUCUUCACAAGCAAUGGCUGUUUUUCAGGCUUACAUUGAAGCCGCUGAGCUAAUGCUUAAGGAUGAUGUUGCUUCAAAUAAAGCAAUUGGGUCUUUUGGAGCUAGUUUUCUUCAGCAACAGCUGGGAGACUCUAAGAAGUUUUCUAUUCUGACCCAUUGCAACACUGGCAGUCUUGCUACAGCUGGAUAUGGGACUGCUCUAGGAGUCAUCCGUGCACUUCAUGCCAAUGGAGUUUUAGAGAGGGCAUAUUGCACAGAAACACGUCCAUUCAAUCAAGGAUCCAGACUGACAGCUUUUGAGUUGGUGCAUGAUAAUAUCCCCGCUACUCUUAUAACAGAUUCGGCUGCUGCUGCACUAAUGAAAGCUGGACGCGUGAGCGCCAUCAUUGUUGGAGCAGAUCGUGUGGCUGCAAAUGGUGAUACUGCUAACAAGAUUGGAACAUACAGCCUUGCAACGUGUGCAAUCCAUCACAGUAUUCCAUUUUAUGUUGCUGCUCCCUUGACAUCCGUUGAUUUAUCCCUUUCUUCCGGGCAAGAAAUUGUUAUAGAAGAGAGGUCUGCGAAGGAAUUGCUGAACUCUCGUGGAGGACUUGGGGAACAAGUUGCUGCUUCUGGAAUCUGUGUCUGGAACCCUGCAUUCGACGUUACCCCUGCUUAUAUGAUAAGUGGUAUCAUUACAGAAAAGGGUGUCAUCACAAAGAAUGGGAGUGACACGUUUGACAUAAAGGGCUUUGUACAAAGGGCAACUUGUAACCCAUAAGAGGAAGAGGCAUCAAGCUUUGGAAGUGGUCUACAGACUUUGGCUUGUAAUAAUAAUGUAAUUUUCUCAAUUUGGUAGACACAGAGAGGGUUAUUCCCUUUUCAUUUAGAAGGCAGUUCUUGGAUAUGAGUUAUAGGAAUUAGUCAUUUGCUAUGAUAUUUCACCGGUAAGCUAUGGCCUGGAGCUCAUUUAUACUAUAUAUUAAAUAAAAAGAGGUUUUUAAUCCCAAA
Messenger RNA from Camellia sinensis, 1559 nucleotides. RefSeq names its product NagB/RpiA/CoA transferase-like superfamily protein. NCBI's taxonomy places the organism in Eukaryota, Viridiplantae, Streptophyta, Magnoliopsida, Ericales, Theaceae. Gene Ontology annotation, molecular function: S-methyl-5-thioribose-1-phosphate isomerase activity. The record is from RefSeq and is a predicted model, not a curated record.